Messenger RNA from Cyprinodon tularosa, 5286 nucleotides. RefSeq names its product TSC complex subunit 1b (gene tsc1b). The record is from RefSeq and is a predicted model, not a curated record. The coding region runs from base 425 to 4201 and encodes 1258 amino acids. NCBI's taxonomy places the organism in Eukaryota, Metazoa, Chordata, Actinopteri, Cyprinodontiformes, Cyprinodontidae. The transcript is spliced from 22 exons. Gene Ontology annotation, biological process: negative regulation of cell population proliferation; regulation of cell cycle; negative regulation of TOR signaling. Gene Ontology annotation, cellular component: TSC1-TSC2 complex.
UUACAUGUGGGUCACGCGAAACCGCAUUACACACAGUUCAGCCCUCCACCAGCAGCGAUGGGAAAACAAACUUUAGCUAACCGCUAGAGAUAAGAAUCUGUCAGUUAUAAUCGUGGAAAUAGAAGCUGAGUGUCGAUUAAGAUGCCAUUUAGGAGCUGUCUUUCAGAGGGGCUGGUGAAAAAGUGGAGUCAGUGAGACGCUCCAAGUUGCGGGAUUAGUUUUCUCGCAGCCUGACAGCGGAGGCGGACUGCGGUGGGAUGGGCUGUGAGCUGUUCAAGAUGGCGGCGCCCUGUGGAGUCAAUCUACUCUAACAGAGGUGCCUGGAGACUGUAUUGGUGGGCGGGCCCCAGGAGUCCUCCAGGCAAGCCGGGACUGACACUGUGAGAGAGAAGCGGCCUCCACCUCAAACACUGCCACCCCCACCAUGGCUAGGGAGCAACCCAACGUCGGGGAUCUCCUCCCGCUCUUGGAGACCUCUGACCUCCAAGAGCUCGAAGAGAUCCGAAGCCUUAUCAACGAGCAGCUCAGCACCGAGCGAGGCUCCAUGCUCUUGAACAGCUUGGUGGAUUACUUUUUGGAAACCAACUCCACCCAGGCCUUGCAUAUCCUUUCCUCAGUCAGAGAGCCACAUGAUAAGCACCUUCUAGACAAGAUGAACGACUGUAUGGCCAAACCAGCUUGCCGGCUGCCCACCCUCAUGCUGCUCGGCCACGUGGUCCGCAAGCAGCCAUCUUGGAUCCACAAGAUCGCCCGUUACCCGCUCCUGCUCUCUCUGCUGAAAUGCCUGAAGACAGAUACAGAUGUAGUCGUACUCAUAACCGGGGUGCUGGUUCUCAUCACCCUGUUGCCCAUGAUCCCUCAAGCUGGGAAGCAACACCUGUGGGAGUACUUUGAUAUCUUCGGCCGCUUGGCAUCUUGGAACCUCAAGAAUCCGGGCCACGUAUCUGAGGUUUACCUGAUCCACCUGCAUGCCAGCGUCUACUCCCUCUUCCACAGACUCUAUGGGAUGUAUCCGUGUAACUUCGUGUCUUACCUUCGCUCCCAUUACAGCAUGAAGGAGAACAUGGAAACCUUUGAGGAGGUGGUGAAGCCAAUGCUUGAACAUGUUCGCAUACAUCCUGAGCUGGUGACGGGAACCAAGGACCAUGAGCUCGACCCAACCAGGUGGAAAAAGUAUGAAAUCCAUGAUAUCGUCAUUGAAUGUGCCAAAGUGUCCCUAGACCCAAAGGAGGCUUCCUGUGAGGAGGGCUACGCCACCAUGCCUGAGAACUUCUACCCCCAAACCCACCUGCGCGCCCAAGACUCCACUUCCAGCCCAUACACAGACCUCCACAGCAGCUACGGAAGCUCUUCUUCGACCCCAUUCUCGACUCCACGGCAGCCGCUCCCCACGCCCCUGUCCUUGCCUCCCCUCUCAGGGACACAGCCCUGUCGCAGCCCGCAGGCCUCCAGGCGGCAGAACUCAAACAGUGAACUGAAUUCAUCCUGUGGGGGGAAAGACCCUCUGUGGAGCCCCUCCUCGCUGUGCGGUAUGGCCACGCCCCCUUCCUCACGAGGCAUGUCGCCCAACCUGGAGCUCUCCCACAGUGCCUCACACCUUCCCAGCCGCUUCCACUGCACAUCAGGAGGAAAAGGAACGCCUGCAUCCAGCACUCCAGCCACCUCAUCUCCUCCUCCUACUCUGUCAGAUGACUUCCCAGUAAUCUCCUUACCAACCAGCACAGUCCAAUCCAGUCCUCCUAGAAAGGAUCGUCGACAAGGAGAGAGCAACAAGCCUGGGCUGGUGAGACAGGAACAAGUCAGAGAGACGGAGAAGAGUGGAGAGGCAGCUCCAGCCAGAGACGCAGGAAGUGCAGCGAAUGUCUCUAUGACGCUGACAGAGCUGUCAGUUUUCCUAAAGAGGCAGGAGCUUGACCUUCAACUGAGAACGGAGAAGGAAAGAGAAGAAGCUGCCAUCACAGAGGAGCUGAUGAAACUCACUGAAGAUAAGCAGGAGCUCUCAGGGCUGAGGGGCUAUGACUCCCCUUUCUUUCAUACCACUGAGACCCUCACAGGCCGCCAAACGCAAAACCAGACGCCCUCCACCAAUGCCCACCCAUUAGGAGCAGUCAGAGAGGCCCGUUACGCUGCAUCGACACCAGACAGAGCCGAGAACGCCGCAAGCAGCAGCACUGCCGUCGGUAGCGAAAGAGUAGCAGCAGCAGGCGGUGAAAGCCGGAGCUCCGCCAUCGAGCAGGCCUGGUCCUUUCAGUCCGGUUUUACCCCCAUCGAUCACCACCUGCACAGGAGCCCCUCAGGCCCCGACGGUGAAGUGGGCAAGUUGGAGAUGUUCUCACCGAGCCCAUGCAGCAAGACGCCGGCGCCGUUGCCCUACGAGUCCUUGUUCGCCUUGGCCCUGCCGAGGGCCGCCUCGCUGUUUGUGGGCCAGAAAACGUCGGAGGCGGUCCACAAGGUGGCGAUGGAGAGGCUGCUGCAGCAGGAAGAGGGUCUGGAGGAUGGGGAGGAGGAAGGGGUGGUGUCUGCUUCACCACUGGAGGUGCUGGAUCGCCUUGUUCAGCAGGGGAGUGACGCCCAUGAUAAAGUUCUCAAGAGAUUACCUUUGCCAAGUAAGUCAGCUGACUGGACACACUUUGGAGGCUCGGCUCCUCUGGACGAGCUCCACACGCUGCGCAGCCAGCUGCUCCUGCUGCACAACCAGCUGCUGUACGAGCGCUACAAGAGGGAGCAGCACGCCGUCCGCAACCGACGGCUCCUCCGACGGAUCAUCAAUGCCACUGCGCUGGAGGAGCAGAACAAUGCAAUGAAGGACCAGAUGAACCUGCAGAGCGUUGACAUCACGUCUCUGAGGGACAGCCUGCAGGUGGAGCAGCAGCGAUACCGGCAGCUGUGGGAGGACCGGGAGACGGUGGUGACCAGGCUGCACAGUCAGAUCCGACAGCUGCAGCAGAGCCGGGACGAUUACUACACCAAGAACCAGGAGCUUCAGAGCAAGUUACAGGAGUGUCAGAAGAGGAUGGAUGACCUGGAGGCGGAGCUUCAGAGGGCCAACAACAAAGUCUGCCACACAGGACACCUUCUAAACCAGAUGACUGUCAAGCUGCGCAACAGCGAGAGCACCCAGCAGCAGAUGAGCUUCCUGAACAAGCAGCUGCUGCUCCUGGGGGAGGCACAUAAGCUGUCCAUGCAGGAAUCCCAGCAUGCAGGGAGGAGUAACACAAAGGAGACCCAGAUGCUGCAGAUGUCCCAUGUGAAGGAAGUGGACACACUGAGGCAGAGUCUGCUGGCUCAGGGACAGAAACUGGAGGCGGCACAGCAGCGAGUGGCCGAGCUGGAGACCCAUCUCUCCAAGAAGGAGCACCUCAUCGCAGAGCAGAAGAAGUUCCUGGAAGAUGUAAAAUGCCAAGCAAAGGCGGAACUGCAGGCUUCAGACAGCAGGUAUCAGGCUCAGAGGAGAAUCACUCAGCUGCUGCAGACCGAGCUCCUGCAGCUCUACAGCCGAGUGGAGAUGGAGGCUCCAGCCGGCCCCUCCGGCGCCACCAGCAGCAGUUCACCACCAGAGGGCAGAGCUGACUCACAUAUUCACGCAGACUCCAGCGUCCCUGAUGCAGGCGGACAUCUUGCCAAUGAGGAACCGGAGAGUAGAUCACCCCAUGAUUCCCCUCGGGGGACCAAUGGCAGCACUUUAUCACCAGGGCAACCAAAGGCCUGCAGCUCUUCCAAGCCCACAGCCAAUUCCAUAAACGGAGGUCAGGACCUGACCCCUCCCCUGCUGAUGGAGCCGUCCCCAUCCUGCCGCCACCCAAAGCCGCUGGCCUCCCUGCCGGCAUCAGACACGCCGCUCACCGUGGGCUCAUACCCCAGCGCCAAGACCUUCCUGGGCAUGAAGACGCGCGAGCUGUUCCGCAACAAGAGCGAGAGCCAGUGUGACGACGAACAGCCGCUGCCACCCCUCGCCGGCCUCGCCCACGGUCUGAAAACUGAGCUGUGUAUGGAGCCGGGCUCAACCCCUGCCGCUCCCGUCACUGUGCACGCCAAGGUGCCCACAUCUGAGCCCAGACUGCGACCUCCCGGCCAGGGUAGCCCCCGCAAGAAGGCUGGGCCCGGACCGGGCGGCGGCAGGGGCCCGGGAGGGUCGGUUCGCCCCCGGCAACAGCAGCUAAAGAUCAUGGACUACAAUGAAACGCAUAACGAGCACAGUUAAAAAAAAUUUGGGCUGGACGAAGGGCAGGACUGAAAGAGACUAAAACUGAACCACGGAGAAAAGCUACAAAUCAGCAGAAGAGUCAGACGUCCAUAACUUUUUGGCAUUCAGUGUUAUUUGUCCUCUGAGUGAACAGCAGGAUUUCCCUCCUUCCUUUUUUUUCUUUUUAAGAAACAAAAAUCAUUCCUAUUAAAAAUACAAAAUCACUGAAACGUGCAGAACAUUUGACUUUUAAAAUAUUAGCUGGAAAAGACAAGUUACUGGUAAAACGAAAUCAAAUCUAUUAUUUCCUCCUUGAAAACUCAGGUUGGAUUUAUCAUACCUUCAAGAUGUUUUUGAAUUUGGAUUAUGAAAUUAAACUAAAGAAUCUAAAAAUGAUUUUUGAAAUGUUUUAAAAUCUAAUUUUCUAAUCCGAGUCUCCGGCUGGUUUCUUAUUUCAAGAAACCUGGUUAUCUCCAAGUCGCUAACUGAGCAGGUUUUCCCAAGUUUGAGUCUUCUGGCUCUGUCAGACACACUCUGAAGACGUAGGAGUAUUAAUGAGCUAAUCUGAAACAUUUCUAUGCUAGCUUUAACUGUCGGGAAGAAAAGGUUGCCAAAAUAUCCUGAAGAAAGCAGACUGAAUGUAAAAACUCACGUCCCACUUUUCCUGGAUUCUGUUGUUUUGUUUUGAUAUACAUUGUGCUCCCUGGUACAAAAGAUUUCUAUAUUUUUCCAGGUAAAUAAUGCCAUUUCCAUAAACAUCUGGUAUAACAGGUUUCCUGCAUUUAGUUUAGUUUUUAUCCAAUUCUCUGCAGCUGAUCCUGAAAGUUGCAUAAAGCCUGUUGUCCACUGGGAACUCCUGCUGUCAUUUCCUUCUGCCUCGCUUUCUGAAGCAUGUUCAACAAUCCUCUUUAAAUGCCAACCGUAGUAUCUGCAGGAAACCACAAACAGAAGGUACAAUCAGCACAAACAUACAGCAUCCAGGACUCUGAGCAGAGCUGGAGAAAUCUGGGACAAAACUGCGACAAAAAGGAGGAGGUUCAUAAAGCAGUGGCUUGUGUUUAACUGUGAACAAUAAAGAUCGUCUUCAAUGUUUUGCACUACAA